Molecule: messenger RNA, 1861 nt
Organism: Habropoda laboriosa
Lineage: Eukaryota; Metazoa; Arthropoda; Insecta; Hymenoptera; Apidae
Product: apyrase
Exons: 11
Coding region: 117-1754 (545 amino acids)
Biological process (GO): AMP catabolic process
Cellular component (GO): plasma membrane
Molecular function (GO): metal ion binding; nucleotide binding; 5'-nucleotidase activity
Source: RefSeq, a predicted model, not a curated record
AAUCACACCUGGAUCGAGUAUCGUCGUUGCAAUAAGAAUACGUUGUUACGUUUUCCCCGGACAGAAACUGAAGGAAACUUGGCUGCAGAGCUCUCGAUGCACUAAUUCGAUCCGCGAUGUCGCUACGAUUCUUCCUGCUGCCGCUGCUCUUCCAAAUAUCCCGGGGAUUCACCGGAAGAGGACUUUAUUACCCGGGACGAUCCGAUUUAUUCGAGCUCUCUGUGAUACACCUAAACGAUUUCCACGCAAGAUUCGAGCAAACUGGACCCAGGUCCGGGGCGUGCUACAAAGGGGAGGAGAAGAGCUGUGUCGGCGGGAUAGCGCGAGUCUUCACCGCGGUGAAUCGAUUAAUCGAGGAGAGGACGAACCCAAUUUUCCUGAACGCUGGGGACCAUUUUCAAGGGACACUUUGGUACAAUGUUCAUCGCUGGAACGUGACCGCCACGUUCAUGAACAUGCUUCCCCACGACGUUAUGACGAUAGGGAACCAUGAAUUCGACAAUAACGUCCAAGGAGUCGUCCCCUUUUUGAAAAUGAUCAAGGCACCUGUUGUGGUGACGAAUAUCGACGCGAGUGAAGAGCCAACGAUGCAGGGUCUCUUCAAAAACAGCACGAUUAUCGAGAGAAGUGGUACGAAGAUAGGAGUGAUCGGUGUCAUCUUGUCUUCCACGAAUACAAUUGCCAUUACCGGGAAGCUGAAGUUUCUGGACGAGGUGGAAUCGGUGAAUGACGAGGCAAGGAGAUUGAAGUCCCAGGGUGUGGAUAUUAUUAUUGUUUUAAGCCACUGCGGCCUCGACGUGGACAGGAUCAUGGCAGCCGAGUGUCCUUUGAUCGACGUGAUUGUCGGAGGACACUCUCACACCUUUCUAUAUUCGGGUCCACCCCCUUUCAUCGACAACCCCGAGGACGAAUAUCCAGUGGUGGUGGUCCAAAAGAAGAGCAACAGAACGGUGUUGAUCGUUCAAGCGGCGGCGUACACCAAGUACUUGGGAAACUUGACGGUCUGGUUCGAUAAGCAGGGCGAGGUGGUUGAUUGGGACGGAAAUCCGAUUCUCCUCGAUUACUCCAUCGAGCAGGAUCCUGACAUAACGAAGGCCCUGGAACCGUGGAAAAAGGUCGUAGACGAGACAGCACAGACGAAAAUAGGCCGGUCGAGGGUUUAUCUCGACGAUCAAUGUCGUAAAAGCGAGUGCAAUCUUGGAAAUUUAAUUACCGACGCUAUGGUGGAUUCUUACGUAGACAAGGCAGAGAACAAGAGUUUCUGGACGUAUGCCGCUGUUGCUUGCACGAAUACUGGAGGAAUUCGUGCUCCUAUUGAUUCUAUGGGCGAAGACAUCACGUUUGGUGAUUUGAUGAUGGUUCUACCCUUCGAGAACACGUGGGACACUUUAGAAAUAAACGGAAGCUGCAUAUUGCAGAUCUUGGAAACGAAUGGAAUUUUAGUAUGGUCGGGAUUAAAGGUGACUUAUAGGAUAAACGGAGACUCGAGAAAAGUGGAAGAUGUGAAAAUAAGGUGUCGUGCCUGCGAGGCGCCAAAGUUCGAGAAUUUACAAGAGGAUCAAUGGUACAGGAUCGUUCUUCCGAGUUUUCUCGUGAACUCAGGGGACGGAUUCGUUUCGUUCGCGACUUGCAGCAGAAAUCAUCGAGUGGGAAACGUGGAUUACGAAGAAUUAACGAAAUACGUGAAAAAGAUCAGUCCGAUACUAACAGGUCUCGAUCGUCGAGCGAUCUUUCUAAAUACGACAGACACGUAGCCGAGAGGAACAUUCCAUUCAGACUGAAAGUAUACACACGCGAAAUUAUAUUCUUACCAACAGUAUUCUCGUCUUUCCCUUUUAACUUAACACGAGAACCGUGCUCC